AUGUCUUGCCACUCCGUCCGUACCUGUGGCCCCAGAAAUUUUAGUUCUUGUUCGGCUGUCCUUCACCCGCUAGGGAACGCUAAACCCCCGUGCUCUCCGAGAGUUGCUGGGGUAGGCUAUGAAGGUUGUUUCAGUACCAGGAGCCUGGGGUGUAGCAACUCAUGUGGUCCCAGAAUGGCGCAUGGCAACUGCCUGCCUCCACGGUGUCCCUACAGCUACCAGAGCCUCGGCCCAGGUUAUGACUACUGCGACAGUGGAUAUCGCUGCGGCUUCCAGCGCUCUGGGCCUUGCUGUCCGAACAUCACUCCCGUGAUAUGCAACGAAGCCCUGCUCCAGCCCCUCUGUCUGGAGAUCGACCCCACUGCCCAAGCGGCCAAAUGCCAAGAGAAGAAUGACCUCCAGUGCCUCAACAGCAAAUUUGCCGGUUUCAUUGACAAGGUCCGAUACAUGGAGCAGCGGAACAUGAUGAUGAAGACCAAGCUGGAGUUCCUGCAAGAGAGGAAGUGCUGCAAAAGUAACAUGGAGCCCAUGCUGAACGAGUACAUCUGCAACCUGAAGAAAGAGCUGGAGUGCCUGGAAUAUGAGAAGGCACAACUGCAGGCAGAAAUGAACAACUGGACGGACGUUCUGGAGGGCAACAAGAAAAAGUUUGAAGAGGAAUGUCACCGGCGAACAAGUGCUGAAAAUGAGUAUGUGGCCCUUAAAAAGGAGGUGGAUUGUGUUUUCAUGGACAAGGCAGAAAAGGAAGCCAAAGUGCAGACUCUGCAGAAAGACUUCAGCUUUUUCAAAAGUCUUUUUGGGGAGGAAAUCUGUGAGCUGCAGUGCUGCAUUUCAGACACCUGCGUCACUGUGCAGAUGGACAACAGCCGAGGUCUGAAUAUGGACCAUGCCCUUCAGGAAUUCCGGCAUCGUUAUGAAGAUAUUGCUUGCAGGAGCCGGGCUGAGGUUGAAUCAUGGUGUCAAUGUCAGUUCCAGGAGCUACAGACCACUGUUGCCAAACACUGCGACAACCUACGGUGUGCCAAGGAAGAACUUAAUGAGAUGACAAUCACAGUCCAUAGGCUGGAGGGGGAACUUUCAAAUGCCAGAGCCCAGCGUUGCAAGCUAGAAGAGGAGGUGGCUGCAGCUGAGGAGCGUGGGGAAAUGGCUGUGAAAGAUGCCAGAUGCAAACUGGCAGAGCUGGAAGAGGCCCUGCACAAGGCCAAGCAGGACAUGGCCUGCCAGGUGCGGGAAUACCAGGAGCUCACGGCCGUCAAGUUGGCACUGGAUCUUGAGAUGUGCACCUACAAAAAACUACUGGAAGGAGAGGAAUGCAGGCUGGGUGAAGGAGAAUGUGCUGUGAACAUCUCUGUUCAGAGGAGCCAGGGUGCUGUGGUGUGUGACACUGACUCACAUCCUGUGUGUGGACCCCGAGGAGCAUGUGGACCCAGUGGGAGGAUAGCGACAAUGCCAUGUGUCAGCCCUUGUCCCCCAUGUGGGGAUCUGUGCCUCCCUCCACAAGGCUUCAGCUGUGGGAGUGGAAGAAGAUCUAACAUCCGAUUUGUGGCACCCACUGGUGACUGUGGACCGAGAUACUAGGAAUAUUAACACAGACCCGCCUGACACCAUGGAAUAACCAAU
Molecule: messenger RNA, 1620 nt
Organism: Pogona vitticeps (central bearded dragon)
Lineage: Eukaryota; Metazoa; Chordata; Lepidosauria; Squamata; Agamidae
Product: keratin, type II cuticular Hb3
Biological process (GO): intermediate filament organization; keratinization
Cellular component (GO): keratin filament
Molecular function (GO): structural constituent of skin epidermis
Source: RefSeq, a predicted model, not a curated record